AGAAACGUGUGGCUGCCCUAACGGCUAUAAAUCGCACCACGGUAUCAAAUGUUUCUUUUCUGCUACAGCAUCGUCUGCUGGCAAAGCUAUCGAUUUGGUUGUUUGCUGUUGCUUUCCUUGCGUGUUGUGUCGUAAAUUUAGCUAACCAGAUGAAUGCGGACACCUCACAGCGGCCGACAGCUGCGCCCCAUUAACAACCCGAGAUGAUCCAGGCUGCGGUGUGCGGAGGAUCGCCGGUUCUCCCGUCGAGUACGGUGGACCCGGCCAACAACGAUGCGCCGCUGGAGUUCGCGAACCGCUUAAAAGCGGCCGUCGCUUCCGACGGAAUCGGUCCCGGCGUGGGCGGUUCUUUCGGAGGCUUCCCGACGGGCAUGGGAGCCGAGGGGGCGGGCCUGCCCUCCCUGGCCACGGGGAUGCUGGCAAGCCCCGGCCCCUGGGCAGUGCCCCCCUUCAUCAGCUUGCCGGGCGACCCUACCCUCAUGGGUGUCAUGGCCGCCGCCGCCGCUUCGGGUUACAGCCAGUGUCCCCAGUUUGGGUUUCUGGGUCCUCCUCCGGAGUUGGGACCAGGCAUACUGCAGUCGUCUGUCCUGCAGACCAAUGGGCCGGUGAAAGAGCUGCUUCAUUUCCCAAACUCGGUGCUCUGCCCUCCGAACCCUGGCAUGCCCCUGCCUCCGACCCGGGAGCGUCCACCCGGCUGCCGCACCGUGUUUGUGGGGGGCCUCCCCGAGAACGCGACGGAGGAGCUGGUGCGGGAGGUGUUCCAGCACUGCGGCACCAUCACGGCCCUGCGCAUGAGCAAGAAGAACUACUGCCACAUUCGUUUCGACACGGAAGAAGCCGUCGACAACGCCAUCGCCUUUUCCGGGUACCGCAUGAAGAUCCGCGACCAGGAGGAGCCCAGCAACACUGGGCGCCUGCACGUGGACUUUGCCAAGGCACGGGAUGACCAGUACGAGUGGGAGUGCCGCCAGCGUGCCCUGCAGCGGGAGAUGCGCCACCGGGAACGCCUGGACCGGGAACGGCUUAGGCCGCCGUCCCCUCCUCCUGUCGUCCACUACUCGGAUCACGAGGCGCAGCAGCUCACCGACCGACUCAAAGGGGAGGAGUCGUUCCAGAAGGCGGUGCAGGUGCUGACGGUGUGGCUGGACCGGGGGGAGUGCAGCAAGCGCAAUGCGGGCCACUUCUACUCGAUGCUUCAGACGGCCAACGGCCACAUACGCCGCCUGCUCCAGGAGAAGAAGGACCACCAGGCCGAGAUGGACCGUGCCAGGGCGCUGUUCGCCCAGAGGCUGCAGGGCAUUCUCGUGCAGCUGGGCCAAAUUGAGAAGGUAUUUGCGGUGGCGAGCCACCAAAAGGUCUGGGACCAUUUCACCAAGGCGCAGCGGAAAAACAUCGACGCCUGGCGCAAGCAGUCCGAGGAGAUCAAGUCUGCCCACCUGGCGGACGUGCUGGACAAGCGGCAGGAGGAUGAGAUGGACCUUAGUGAUGAGGACGACAGCCCUCCCCCCAAGACGUCCAAGCCAUCAGAGAGCAGCUCAGAGGGCGGCCUGGAGGAAGAGGAGUGCGUGCGUCGGCUGCAGGAGGAGGGGGACUCCCUGCGCUGCCAGCUGGAGGCGUACCGCAACGAGGCCCAGGUGCUCAAGGUGGAGCAGGAGCACCGUGAGCAGCAGCUGCACUUGCUCCAGCAGGCCCUGCAGGGGCUGCAGCAGCAGAGGGCCAGGGACUGCCAGGAGCUGGCCAGGCUGAGGGCCGCCAAAAGCACGUCGGAGGCCUCUUCCGAAAGGGAGGCAUCUUCGGCGUCUGGCUCCAGGAACGAAGUGUCGUCGUCCACUCAGGUGGCAGGCAUCAGGAUCACGGAGAAGGACGCCAAGCUUAUUGGCCUGAUGUCAAUGUUUCUUCACCUGCACCCGGCCGGGGCGAGCCUGGACUACCUGUGGUCGUACGUGCACACCCAGGAGCCCUCCCUGCAGCCUUGCGACGUGGAGGUGCUCCUCUCCAAGUUCCCCAGCCUCUUCCUGCUCGAGGUGAACGGCGUCGGCCCCACCCUCGAGAGGCGCUGGAAGUUCGGGGGCUUCGGUGCCCCCGCCUGAGGGCCGCCCGUCCCACCCACUGUGUUUUCUAGUCUCGAUUCUCUUCGAAACACUCGUCGGUUAGAGCACACGUCGCAGUCUUGUUGACUGCGUGUAGAGCCACGGUGUAUAACUUCAGCUGCUAGGCACCGGAAGCUGCCAGACACCAAUGGCAGGAUUCACGAAACUGACUUGCAGCCAAAAACGUGCGUAGGACGCAGCCUGAGAACACAUCUGUAUUCGUGGAACCAAAUGAUUGCGAGACUUGUACGCCUUACAAUGUGCAUAACUAGAAAUGUUUUAGCUAAGUUGUCGUAGCCUAAGAUUUUUGUGAAUCUGGGUUUAGAAACUGCGCUGGUAAUCUCGAUUUCGGUCUCGAAAAUUGCCGCUGCGACAGAACGGUUGUCGGCUGUUUUAUUGCCGAUUUGGUGCAUUUGUUUGAGCUUCUCGAUUUAGUUUUUGGGGACCCAGUUUUGUGAUGCGAAUGUAGGCGUACACUAUUAAACUUCAACGCUCGUGGCAGACCUUGUGCGUCGGAAAAGCGUCGGUGCGGUAUCAUUGGGAAGGACAAGCAAUGCUUGGUGCAGUCACUUGUCGUAGAAACUGAGCCAGCUUGAACUGUCUCCGUGUCAACGCACGUGAUCCUUUCUGACCAAUUGUGACGAGGCAACGCAGGGAAAAGAACUGCAUUAUGCUGGCAGCUAAAGCUGCCUCGUUCAGAAAGGGCCGUAUCCCCGUGGUAGAAAAGUCACAUUUUGUUCCGUUUAUUUGUCCUUACUUCACGUGGAAGUGUGUGCGUCUCGAGAAUCGCGGUCGGCCGUGCUUUGAAAUCAUCCUCACAGUUUUGUCGCCAGAAGCAGUCACUUUGUUCAGAAUUCCAUGAAUGGAGUGUGACAACAUUUUAGCAAAUGUAGCAUUGCUUUGCGUCAAUGUGUUUCUCGUUGUACAUGUGUCCAUUUCAUGACAAAAUGAUAGACACAAUUUUUUUACACGUUGCUGUUUCAUUAGAGCAAGGAGGAUUGUUGUACCUUAGAUAUGACAUAAUACUGGUACUGCACCAGCGUAUGGUAAGAGACGAACUGGCGGUCUCAAGAACUUUUAAAGAAUUAUUUUAAAAUUUCCCUAAUCUUUUUUUCAAGUUUUUCUGGACACGAGUGGAGAAAAACAGUGCUACAUGCAGUCUAGAACACUCUGAAAGUGUAGACAUGUCACAAGGCAGUCCUAACAUUUUCUGAAGCUCUUGGCUUCAAGGGUUAGCCCCGGUGGCAUCAAGGGUCAGUGGCACCCAGGACAGUGGCCUGCAACGACAUCCCCCCCCUCCCCUCCGCUCUCGUGGGCUGCUGUGCUACACCCCCCCCCCCCCCCCCCCGGUGGCUCCUAGCCCGCUGCACCCGCCCGAGUGCUGCACGCAGAGUGGUCCACCCCCCUCCCUCCCUAAUAACGCCACUGGUUAGUGCCAUUGUUAUUUACUGGUUUAACCAGCCAAGAAGAAGUCUCUGGGAAAAUCCGAGAAUGUAGAAUGUAGGGAAAAGUGAUAGUUGAACGUAGCCUGUGAUACCAAGAAUAGCUUGCUAGGAGAGUAAUUAAAGCAAGCAUCUCAAUGUCAAUGUCAUGCUCAUGGGAACCUGGUUUUAUUGAUCGAAAGUAGGUGAUAUUGGUGGCAGUGUAAUGCAAUCUUAAUAUUCACACGUAUUCUUUUUCCUUUCCAAGAUUUUGUUUUUAGUUUAUUGUGGAGCUUUUGAUAUUGCAUGCCCAUAACAUUUUUGGCUCAAUGCAUACUUUAAUUUCACCUCACUCAAAAAAUCUCUUGAGCAUUGAUUUGAAUCACCUUCAAGUCUGGGAAACAUUUAGUCUUCAUCGUGCAGAUACAUGCCUAGUCCACACAUCCGCGCUAGACUUCACUAGGUAUGUACUACCAAGGAAGUUUACUCUGUCACUAACGGUUUCGUGGACACAUUUUUGAUUCUCCCCGUCUCAUAUUAUUGGCAAAUUUUGCUUAGAUUUUGAAAAAUGAAUGUGUUUGUGCAGCUCGUAAGAGAUACAAAUGUCACAAAGCAUUUAGAGUGAAUCUACAAGGUUAAUAGUGGAAGAACAAUUAAAGCAAAAAUUAAUUUAGUACCAGUGGUUACAGUGGCUGGUUUAGAUUUGUACAAAAAGUUUGACUUUUGAGUCGCAGGGAACUGAAGUGCUGACAGAACUAAGGGCCCACUGUUGCUGUGUUUCUAGAAGGGAGAGUUCAAGGUGGAACAUGACCAAUACAUACUAGUAUAUGUGGCCUAGCCCAAUAGGCGUCACAAUGAGUGUUGCUAUGUUUUACUUGUGUCUAACUGUUGCACACAUCUUGAUAGACGUGAGCAUUAGAAAUAAGUAGGGGAAUCGUCGGAAUCGCUGCGGGGGCAUCUUUUUGAAAAUGUGCCCUGAACUUUUACAAAAGUUACGUGCAGCGUUUUCCGAGACAUCCCUUUCGAUGCAGCUGUAAUUGAAAUUGUUUCAAAAGGAAGGCGAGUUCCAUGGAUAAAUAAGGACACUACUAGAGUGGCUGUAGUAUUAGAAAUACAUAAUUUUAUGCAGCUAAUUCUAGGUUUUGUACUGUCCACCAAAGGAUGACAGCAGAGAAAAGCGUUUUAAGAACAUUUUACCCUCCUUUUUUGGUCUUAUGCCGCAAUGCUUAUGUUCUUAGGCCUUUUUUCUAUAUAUGUUAUCGUGAGUGUCCAGCUGUUGCUCUACUUUUUUUUGUGUGCCUUUUGGAUAAGUCGCUCACAUUCAAGGUUUAGACUUUUCAGCUCCGAAAGAAUUCGGUAGCGGGUACAAUGUUAUAGCAGCAUAAUUACUCAGAGAUUUUGGACAAGUUUUGAGUCACGACAAAUACUAAGUCAUUUUUUAUUUAAUUUUACACGCUACGCUUUUUGUUGGGGCCGCAUGUUGCCCUAAAGUGCUCCGGUCUGGUGCAAUACUCGUGCGCUUCCUCACAUUAUCUCAUUUUUAUCCAGGUGCGUUUUCUAGAUAUGUUGGCAGUGUAUGACUCUGUUAUUUAUUAUCUGCAUCAGUUAUUGUUUGUUGCGUAGCUUGCGUGAUUUUGUUAGCUUCUUUUAGGGUAGAUUUUAUAGCAUUUCUGCACCAUGCUUUUAUGGAGCAGAAGCCACCACGAAGCUUGGGAAUUUUCACUUCAUCACUGGCGCAUGGUCUGCAGGGGUGUGUUUGUUUAAACAACGUAAUUCCUAAAACUAAAUGUCAUUGAUAAGCCUACAUAUUUUUGGCACCAGUUAUCUACACAAAAUAUAAAUGUGCCCUCUUCCCGCUUUGCAAAAAUUUAGUUGUUUUGUGGAACUUGUUGUCUAGUGUGACGUUUAUUUUGUGUUAAAUAGUAGUGUGCUGAAGCGUACUGACUGAAAAUUGAUGGUUGUGAUCUUUGCUCGUUGUACGAUGGGAACAACUGGCCUGGUGCAGGGGACCUGGAUUUGCUUCACCCUCAUGCAUUUGUGGCAUUUAGCGAACCUUGCAUGCAAGCGUUCGGCUGAUGUUUGCGAAGAAUACUCACAUUUAGCCCCUUCGAUUUGACAAUGCUCUUGGUGCUUUUUGUCGCGAGUGUUCACCCGAUGUUCUGCGGUCUUUCCAAAAGCUUGCGUAGUCAAUUACAACUAAAGAAACACAAGGCGGGGCAAUUACUGUACUCGCGCUUUUUGCUUCAGGAUUCGGCCUGUGUUCUUAUCGGAUAAUGCAGCAACGUCAUUGGCUGCAGGGGUUUAAUUGGACGCUUGAAAGUCACCACGCUCUGCAUUUCAUAAACUGCCGGCGACUAUAACAUUCGUUACUCGUUAUUUAAUAAGUGACAUAUCAGGGGUUCCAAAGAGCUACCAAAUUAUGAGCCAGGGGUCGAAGAAUGAUGAAGGGCUGGAAGAACACUGUGCCACUGUGAUUGCUGUCAGCCAGCAUGCUAGACACAAAAUGGUAGCGUCACAUUAAGCGGGCUCGAUCGUACGAUUGUACAGUUGGCUUUGCUCUGUCACAUGGCGCUGACCCGCAAACUGUUAUCGUACGAAAUGGCUCGUUCAAAAAUCCGUAUUACCAUAUAAAUGCCAAUAUGAAGCCGUACUGACUGCUACGAAUAUACUAGUAUAAUAGUCCCUGCAGUUCUGUUAUGUUGAUAUGGGGAUUUCAAAACCUGCCUAAAUUCUCAAAACGUAGAUUCCCGACAGACCCGUCUCUCGUUCUGAAUGAAAGCAACAUUCCAAAGAAAGUUUCAUAUUUGUUUGUUCUCACGUUAGAGCAUAAACAUCAGUCCUAACUUUCGAGGUCACUGGACGCAGGCAAUUAUGCCUGGGUCGCUGGAAAGACGUGCCGUGCCUAGUUACUAAAAUGGGCAAAAUGGUAGCACCUUUCGUGGCAGAUUCAGUCGGAGUAAGUUUUUGGCAGGAAAGAUCGAUCGGAUCAAAAAUAUCAUUUCGUUAAUCACAUUGCACCUCCAUGCAACAACCGUACCUUGUACAUGCGGUUGACCUCCGUCUAUCUUGACACGACCACUCUGGUCUAUGCAGCCAUGUUUACAUUUUUGCUGUAUUUCGUUUUCACCUCAAGAACCAUAGUAAAAAAAAAAAAAAAAGGUUUUGCUCGUCACAGAGGGUUACUAAUUUCCCCCUUUAUGCGGUGAAUUAAGAGGCUGGUAUGCUCGUUAAGGUUUGUUAUUUUAUCAGAACGCAGACAUCCCAAACACAGAAAGCAUUCUGUUUUCUUUUUUUUCUGACAACCAAAUUUUGUAAGAACUACUUUGUGCAGCCUGUGAGUAGGGUUCUGUGCUUUCAAUAAAUACCGAUAAACUUCUCGAAUUAACCCCCGAGCCGGUUUUAUUGACACCAGGGAAAACCAUAAAACCCCAAAUAAAAAAUGCCCUCGAAUGAGAAAAACAAAGAAAAAAACAAAACAAGGUUGACGUCAAGAAAAUCUUUGCCUACAGCUUCAUUUGGUGUUGACUGGGGACACAGCUCCCAACAAACUGUCCAGGGGGCGGCUUCUUUCUUCCAAACCACGCGUCUUAUCUCCUUCUUGUUCUUUAUCGUUACGGGGACGUUUUCUUAGUAUUGUGGCCACGCGUAUGUUCCCUGGAAGUUUGAGAAUCCUACGCCUGUUUUUUUUCAACAUAAUCCCCGAUAAACUCCUAUUUUUUGUCCAAAAAUUUACACCAAAAAUCAGCGAAUCUUUGGGGAAAAAUAAACGCCUAAAACAUGCCCCCGGGAUUUGAAGAAAAAUAAACCUUGAAGGACACCCUACCUAUGAGCUAUGCUCAAAACUUGCUUUUUCUUGAGGUGACUACGAAUAUAGUUCAUAUCACUUGAGAUGGCUCAACGUUUGGAAGCGUGAAUGGGGUCAAGCUCAGAAACACCCCUGCACAGAAAGUCUACGGAUGGUGGAAUAUCUGUGAAUUCCUCACCUCUUGCGGUCAUUUGUCCGGCGAGGUACGAUGAUUCUACGCAGAUCAUGUGUUGGGAGAAUUCUGGAGAUGAGCACGUAACAGUGCCGCAUGCACAAGUGUUUACAAUGCACUUUUUGUGGGCUUUGCAAACUAUGUGCAGCAAAGAUAUGCGUUACAGAAUUUUUUUGUGUUUGUGUGAACACUCCUGUUUGUCAAAGAUGUGCUUGUGAUUAAACUGAAGCCAAUUACUGC
Messenger RNA from Ixodes scapularis (black-legged tick), 7728 nucleotides. RefSeq names its product ecto-NOX disulfide-thiol exchanger 2. The transcript has 12 exons. Gene Ontology annotation, molecular function: RNA binding; protein-disulfide reductase activity. The record is from RefSeq and is a predicted model, not a curated record. The coding region runs from base 204 to 2090 and encodes 628 amino acids. NCBI's taxonomy places the organism in Eukaryota, Metazoa, Arthropoda, Arachnida, Ixodida, Ixodidae. Gene Ontology annotation, biological process: ultradian rhythm. Gene Ontology annotation, cellular component: external side of plasma membrane; plasma membrane.